This is a messenger RNA of Aureobasidium melanogenum CBS 110374, 1860 nucleotides long. RefSeq lists its product as uncharacterized. The transcript has a single exon. The record is from RefSeq and is a predicted model, not a curated record. Gene Ontology annotation, molecular function: DNA-binding transcription factor activity, RNA polymerase II-specific; DNA binding; zinc ion binding. Lineage: Eukaryota; Fungi; Ascomycota; Dothideomycetes; Dothideales; Saccotheciaceae. Gene Ontology annotation, biological process: DNA-templated transcription; regulation of DNA-templated transcription. Bases 1 to 1860 code for a protein of 619 amino acids.
AUGCAACAAGAUCGUCCGCGCAAGUUGCAGCGCAUCUCGCAAGCAUGCGAUCUUUGUCAUCGACGAAGCAUCCGUUGCAGACCCAGCAAUGAAGACGCCGACCGCUGCCAAAACUGCUAUGACUUCGAUGUCGCCUGUACCUAUGAAAGACCUUCAAAACGCAAGAAGCAUCCACAAGCGCCCGCUGCUCCUGCCCAACCCUCGCAACCCUCAGCGCGAUCCUCCCAAUCACGCAACACCCUAGCCUCGGACCUGCACUCGGCCCCUACCGCCACGUCCACGUCCAAUUCCACUCGCAACGACUCCGUCGGCAAGGCGAACGACUUUGCUGCCAUUGCACCUGCUCUCACUUCCCGUCAAGACCCUACCGAACUCGAUCUGCCAUGGAAGGUCUUUGCCCUCUCGAGCGAGUCCAUCAUCCUCGACCUGUUCGAUGUCUACAUGGAGGUCGUCUAUCCUCUCUAUCCCUUCUUCCACGAAGCCACCGACCGCGCAAAGAUCAAGAACAGGGAUCACUUGACUGACAAAGGCUUCUUUGCUUCUGUCAUGGCCAUGUGUGCUCUCUCUUCGGCUCGUAUCCGCGAUGGUGCUAUUCCAAGCAGAAUACCAGAAGCUGUUAAGAACCCUGAGGCCUCGUCCGAGGUCUUCUUCUCUGCUGCAAAGUCCGUCUUCACGGCUGAUCUUGACAAACUGCGCGGUUUCGACUAUAUCAGAGCUUGCGCGCUUCUUUCACUGACUAGCAUUCAGUAUGGUCAGUCUCUAAAUGUGCAACAAUACUCGGGCAUCGGGAGCACUCUUAUCUCCAUGCAACGCUUCUACGACGAGAAGUAUUGGCCUACUGGCUUGGAAGAGCAUCAGAAAGAAACAUACAGACGCCUGUAUUGGGGCUCCUAUACUCUAGAGGUCUUCACCGCUGUAGUCUGGAACUGCUUCAUACGCACUCAAGAGGUACACUUGAAUGUGCGAUACCCCAACGAGUACGAUGAUGGAACCAUUGCGAGCACCAAGAUUGAAGCUCCUCCUGGUCAGCAUCGAGUCAGCUGGCUCGUAGGCUGGAACUUCACCAUUGAUUUAUACCGAGUCCUGGAACACGUCGUCAACAAGGCUCGUGCCAAGCGUUUCAAUCACGACGACCGUCGCAGUGUCGACAGUCUCGUCUUUGGCGACGCCUUCUCCGAGAAGAGUGUCAUGGCUACCAUGCUUAACAUGUAUUACGCUCUGCCUCCACAAUUCAAAUCUACGCCACCCAUGACUGGCGACCCAACUCAAGACAUUUAUGCCUUCCAAGCUGCGAACAUACAGGCAACACUCCAGCUGCUUCGUAUGAUGCUCUUUUCCACAGAGGACGGUCCGAGCGUUGAUAGGAAAUGCGACGUGGCUAACGAAGUCCUGACUGUUUUCCGGACAAUCCCUCAAAGAUACUUGAGAGCCAUAAGCACUCCUAUGAUCUACCAACUAUCAAGCAUUGGUGGUGUGCUUGGCUCUGUGUUUGAGCAGCCUCUGCAGCAACAGGUUUACGAGCGUGUGCGCAGUUCGCUGUUGCUCAUGGCAGAUUUGCUUGAGAUGCUAGAGGCCAAUUUGCAUCGCUCUGCUGGAACGAGCCAAGGUCUUCUAGCUCAAGUCGAGAAAAUCGACCAGUACAUGCAGUCCCAAAGGAAUGUUCCUCAAUCCGUGCCACCACAGCACCUGCAACAGUCUGCCGUCGCCCAACCACCAAUGUCUAUGGGAAUGCCUCAGACUGUGUCAGAAACUAACGGCAACGGCGGCGCCAUCCAACUCCCAACAGACCUUGCUCUGGAAUGGCCAUGGCCGGUCUAUCAAGAAUAUCCUCCUUAUUAUAUGGAUAACAAUGGAUUCUAG